This is a messenger RNA of Cyprinodon variegatus (sheepshead minnow), 3695 nucleotides long. It is a transcript of the gene arvcfa, whose product is annotated as armadillo repeat protein deleted in velo-cardio-facial syndrome-like. Gene Ontology annotation, molecular function: cadherin binding. The record is from RefSeq and is a predicted model, not a curated record. Gene Ontology annotation, cellular component: cytoplasm; nucleus; adherens junction. The transcript has 16 exons. Gene Ontology annotation, biological process: cell-cell adhesion; cell-cell junction assembly. Lineage: Eukaryota; Metazoa; Chordata; Actinopteri; Cyprinodontiformes; Cyprinodontidae. Bases 314 to 2974 code for a protein of 886 amino acids.
CAGAGGAGGAGUGCAGUUAUGAGAGGGGAAGGGAGAGGGAAAGAGGAAGAGGGAGAACGUCUGUGUUGAGCAAAUGUGUACACGGUGCGUCUGUAGUGUGUGUUUGUGAGUGGAAGAGGAACAGAGGCAGAGAAUGUGAGAGCAGGAGGGAGAGAAGCAGCGGACGUGUGUUGGUGGGAGCUGAGAGGAAGGAUGGCUGCUCAUGUUUGAACUGCCUCACAUGCUCUCAAAAAAAGAAAUCAGCAGAGCCAUAGAAACACCCUGAGGGACGCAUCUUGUUCAUCAUUUUUGGGGCGGCAGAAAAGACUGGGCAAUGCCUGCUGAAGUGAAAGAGGAGCAGAGUUUGGAGGGUCCAUCUCCACUGUCUUUGCCCCAGGACACUAAAGAGGCAACCAAUGAAAACCCGACAGCCACUGACGAACUGGACACGCCCACGUCCAUCGCCUCUGUGAUGACCUCAACCAAUGAAAGCUCCACAGAAACUGACACCCCGCAGCAGACUGACUCUGAGGAGUCCAAGGCUGUGGAACAAGAGGGUGAAAAGGCACCCAGUGAGACCCAAGAGGGGAUUAAAGAGGAGAACAUCCUCCCAUCAGAUACUCCAGAUCUCACAUUGGUUCAAGAGGCUACAGAGAACACAUCAACUGAGAAACCCACUGCUGAGGCAAAUGUUGAGCCAAACACAACAACCAGCAACACUACCACUGCAACAGUUCUCCCCCAGCCAAUGCUGCCGUCUGGUGAGCCUCAUCCUGUAAACCCAGACAGCCAGAACAGAGUCUACGCCCUCCCUGAUGCCUUCAGGGGCAUUGGAGGCGAUGUCUGCGCGGGAUAUGGAAGCCUUUCUCGUUUCGGCCUUCACGGCUACUUGCCCACCAAAAACUUCCAGCCCGGCGCCCACUACACCUUACCGUUCCUGAGGGACAGCUAUGCCUCAACAGGCCUCAGCAACCAGACAGAAGAGAACAGAGAAAGUCCUCUGGAUGUGAAGACUGACCUGCCAGGCACCGGUUACCACACACUGGGAAUCCCCCAGUUUAGACCAAUUACCACUAUGGAGCUCCUUCGGGAGCCCUCGAGAACCAGAAGCGGCUAUGAUGAUGCAUUUAUGGCCCAGCUGGAAGGGAACCUGAAUCCUUUCUUCCAGGCCAUGUGCCGAGCACAGACCCUGCAGGUGCCCCACAAACGCAGCAGUAUGGUAAGCCUGGAUAGCAUCAGAAGAGACCCACGCUGGAGAGACCCCAACCUGCAUGAGGUGAUCUCCAUGCUCAGGCACCCAAUGGACCCAGUCAAGUCCAAUGCAGCUGCCUAUUUGCAGCACCUGUGUUAUGAAAACGACCUGAUCAAACAAGAGGUUCGGCAGCUGAACGGGGUGCCAAUCCUGGUGGAGUUGUUGGACCAUCCCAAGCCUGAGGUCCAUCGUAAGGCCUGUGGUGCUUUGCGCAACAUAUCCUAUGGGAAAGACCACAACAACAAAAUGGCCAUCAAGAGCUGUGAUGGCAUCCAAGCUUUAGUUAGACUGCUGAGGAAGUCUAGCAGCAUGGAAGUCAAAGAGUUAGCUACAGGCACUCUGUGGAACCUCUCAUCACAUGAACCCCUAAAGAUGACAAUCAUCAACCAGGGACUGCAAACCCUGACUGAUGAAAUCAUCAUCCCACACUCAGGCUGGAGGAGGAGAGACUCUGUUGAUGCAUCUAAACCGCUGAGUGCUGAGUGGACCACCGUCUUCAAGAACACCACUGGAUGCCUGAGGAAUGUCAGCUCUGAUGGAGCAGAAGCUCGACAGAGGCUGAGGGAGUGUGAGGGGCUGGUGGCAGCUCUGCUUCAUGCCCUGCAGUCAGCAGUCAUCAACAAGGAUGCAGACAAUAAGUCGGUGGAAAACUGCGUGUGUAUCCUUCGAAACCUUUCCUAUCACGUUCAUAAAGAAAUCCCAGGAGCUGAGCGAUUUCACGAGCCCCAUGCUGGACAUCUGAUGAGAACAGUGGGGCAUCAGAAGAAGAAGAACGAGCCUGAAUGCUGUGCAGGGAAAAGACCCAAAGAAGAGUGGUUCAGUCAAGGUUGGAAAAAUGGAUUUAUGGAGAGGAAAUACAACACUUUGGAUUUACCAAAAUGUGCAGAACUGAUAAAAGGCUUGGAUCUGCUGUACCAGCCAGAGGUGGUGAGGCUUUACCUCUCUCUUCUUACCUGCAGUCACAACCACAACACCCUGGAGGCAGCUGCAGGAGCGCUGCAGAACCUCGCUGCGGGACACUGGGCUUGGUCGAGCUACAUUCGAGCCACAGUGAGAAAAGAGAAAGGACUUCCAGUUUUAGUGGAGCUGCUGCGCUCAGAUGUGGACAAAGUGGUGCGAGCAGUGGCCAUCGCUCUUCGCAACCUCGCCAUUGACAGAAGAAAUAAAGACCUGAUCGGAAAUUACGCUCUGAGGGACCUUGUCGCUAACUUGCCCUGUGGGCAGCAGCACCCUGUGAAAAAUCUGGAAGGAGAUACGGUGUUGUCUAUUCUGAACACGAUUUACGAGAUCAUCACAGAUAACCCUGAAAACGCUCGAGUUCUCAUACAGGGUCAUGCUGUGCAGAAACUGGUGGCUAUAAAUAAGUCAAGCCAAUCGGCAAGAGAGACCAAAGCAGCUUCACAUGUACUUCAGACAAUAUGGGCCUACAAGGAGCUAAGGCACACCCUGAUUAAGGCGGGAUGGAACAAGAGCCACUUCAAGCCAACAGCUUCAGGGGUAACUAAAAAAAACAAGAAUGGAAAACAACAAAACAGUGAUGACAUCACAUUGCCUCUCAUGGAGAAAAGCCAAGAUGUGUAUUCCACCUUAGAGCCAAAUGACCGAGUUGCAGACGGAAAGGGGCCUGUUGUGGAAAGAGAUGCUCCACAGGCGAUAAGUGAGAGAAAACACUUCAUCAGAGCUGGCAGGCCUGCAGUGGGCCUCAUGGAUAACAAACCUCCCCCGCUGGACUCAUGGGUGUGAACUUGACAACACGUCUAGUCUAGCUAGUUAAAUCCUUUAGAGACACUUUCCGUUGUUGAAAUGCAAAUCUGUGUCAUCUGUUCAUUCUUGUAAAUUUUAAAAGUUUAAAAGCUUUUUUUGUUUACAGAACUUAACGUGCCAAACACUUAUAUGUAUUUAAUCUGGAGAUUAGUUGGGAAUAGACAUUACUGGUUUAAGAUUUAGGAUGAUUUCUGUAAGCCCGAAACAUACAACUGAUAACAUGUUAUGUAUGAAGUAGCCUGAAAUAUGCAAACUGUGGUGAAUCAUAACUCCAAAGAUCAUAAAACAUGUACAAAGUGAAUAUGACAGUUUAUUUACAGUACACAGUACAAAUAGUUUGAUUUAGUGAAAAAAAAAAAUACAUGGCUCUUUUUUAUUGUCCACUUAUAGACUCUGGACCUAUGAUCUGAAAAAGUAUAAAAACAUUUUUUAGUCUCUGAUCAAUUUAGAGUACUGGCUGUUAUUUAUCACCCAAAACGUUUGGAAUUCAGUUUUGAUAAAUCUUAGCAGACACACUUAAAAUGAAUUGCAUUUGUUAUAAAGAAAGGCAAAAGAGGAUUGUACAUGUGUAACAAAGGACUGUUAAUAUUCAAAAUAAAGGCAUUUAUAUUGUAAUGUUUAUUGUAAUACCUAUGUUAUUAAAUAAUAGCUAUUUAUGUGUCUUAGCUAAUGCUUAUAAAUAAUACAUCUCUGCUUUGCA